Messenger RNA from Engraulis encrasicolus (European anchovy), 1668 nucleotides. Its product is annotated as frizzled-5-like. Bases 113 to 1018 code for a protein of 301 amino acids. Gene Ontology annotation, biological process: canonical Wnt signaling pathway; non-canonical Wnt signaling pathway. The record is from RefSeq and is a predicted model, not a curated record. Gene Ontology annotation, molecular function: Wnt receptor activity; Wnt-protein binding. NCBI's taxonomy places the organism in Eukaryota, Metazoa, Chordata, Actinopteri, Clupeiformes, Engraulidae. Gene Ontology annotation, cellular component: plasma membrane. The transcript has 8 exons.
GUUUCUGUCGUAAGAGGCUCUGUUUGGGGCCCAUGGCCUUCACAAGGGUACUGCUGCCUGUACAGAAAACAACAGCUCCGAUUUAGGCUGUGAAAGGAGCUGCGUUUUUAUAAUGAAGCUCCUGCAGUUGAUGUUUACUGGACUUGCUGUUGCCGCCGUCUCAGUGCAGGGCAGAAAAGAAAAGACUCCCACAUCCACUGGAACGUGUGAACCGCUCACACUCCCUCUAUGCAAAGACCUGCCUUACACCCAGACCCUCAUGCCAAACGCGUUGGGCCACAAGACCCAACAGGAGGCUGGUAGGGAGGUUAGCGAGCUGUCCCCCCUCGUGGAGCUCGGGUGCUCCACAGCCUUGAAGCCGUUCCUCUGCUCAGUGUACGCCCCGCAGUGCGAGUCCGGGAAAGCGCAGGCGCCGUGCAAGACGACGUGCGAGGCGGCGAGACGAGGCUGUGAGCCAGUGAUGAAGGAGUUUGCGGUUCUCUGGCCAGAGGCGCUCAACUGUGACAAAUUCAGUCUCCUGACUUGUGAUGAUGACAACGCUGAAGGAAUAACAACCUCUACACCUCAACAGAGUAUCAAAAUGUCUGAUCUGCCCUCGAUUCUGAACAGCAAAGCUGCUGCCGAAAGGAGUGAAGUUUUGAGUACUUUGACGUGCCGCUACCUAUUUCUUUACAGCGAUAAAGAUGGAUCUGAUGAUCUGAAUACAGCAGAGUUUGAGGCCCUGAAGACGUAUCUCGGCAACCUGAGUAACCUGUUCGCUGGGCGGUGGCGGUCUGCAACCAGAUUUGCACAGGUUCUUAACACGCUAGGUCUGCAUCUAGAUCAGAAGACCACAGGCACUAUGAUCAAAGCUCAUGGCAUUGGACAGGGGACCACGUAUGACGAAUUUGUCAGCAUAAUAAUAAGACUUCACCUCAUGCAAGAACGAUUUAAUGCCAAGAUCUUGUCUGGCUUGCCGUGUGACUGCAAGAUAGCUGGAUUUACCUUUGAUGAGCUCAUCUUGACUUCAGUCCUUUGAAUCCUGACUUUUCUUCUGAAGACAAGUCUUUAAAAAAUUUUUUUUUAAAUGAGUGAUCCGACUCAGAAGUGAUCGGUCAUCAUGUGGCUAUGCGAUGUCAUCUUCAGAAUGCUUGGAGACAUGUUCAUGUUCUAUGUAUUAUUUUCACUUAAGGCUUAAUUAUAUACAGUACAGCCUAUUGUGUUUUAUGUCUUGUGCUGGCAAUAACAGAGACAGCAGGCAUGUUGGGGUUUUAUUUUGAAACGAGCCAGGAGGCGCACAUGCGCAAUUGAGGAUGCCAAUAUGGCGGCCUCCUAGGAAUGAAUAUAUGUGAGUUAUUCAUGCUGUUUGACAAGACGCACAGGAAUCAGUAUAGCAACAUGACCUGAACACAAAUUUGACCCAAGAAAGUCUAAUAGCUCACAAUAAUAUACAACAGAAUAUGCGUAGGAACAUUUCAACUACCAUAAAAUGGGAUUGAGAAUUUUUUCUGCGUUUAUGAAAUUUGCCUCUAUUAAGCGUGUGCUUGCGCAAUUUUAGCCCGUUCUUCAUUCAGUAAAUAUUAAGUUUGGCCCGCGAUUUUGGCCGAGAUUUAGAUUUUGAUAAUGAUGAUAUGAUUUCAUUUUGACACCCCUGAUACACAGUAUCUGUCCCCUCUAUAUCAUAAAUAU